Messenger RNA from Apis laboriosa (Himalayan honeybee), 776 nucleotides. RefSeq lists its product as uncharacterized. Bases 171 to 602 code for a protein of 143 amino acids. Lineage: Eukaryota; Metazoa; Arthropoda; Insecta; Hymenoptera; Apidae. The transcript has a single exon. The record is from RefSeq and is a predicted model, not a curated record.
GCCUUUUUUUUUUUUCAAUCAAAGAAAUCAAUCCUCCCCAAAGAUUCACGAAUAUAUCAUCGAUAUAUAUCGUGUAUUAAACAUUUAUCGUUUAGAGCGUGGGUAACCCGAUCGUGCAAUACGAUGGAAAAUUCACCAUUUCCGAUUUCCAUGCCAACGCGGAUGAUUUCAUGAACGUGGACUUCCCUUACGAGAAAGACGAUGAAUUCUAUUUCGGGGAAGAGGAGAUCGAGGAGAUGGUGCCGUACGACGAAAUCUACGAUUACGAACCGAUCGGUCUCGAGGAUAUCCUCCGCGGUAUUUGCGAAUGUAUGGAGCCGGUUAUCGAACGCAUACCUACUCCCCCGCCCAUCGACCCUUUCAUCGAGUUUCUGGAUAGAAUGAAACAGGAGGUGAAGGAUGGCACUCUGGAUACGUAUUUUCUCGUGAAGGGGAUCGGCCCACCCGUCUCGGAAAAUCGUAUUACGGCGGUUGGCCUGUGGCUGGCGGAUUGCGCUCGUCGCCAAGAAGGGCUGGUCGGGCCGCGGAAUAUCAGGCACUUCCUUUGUCCGGAUCUCGACGAUCACCUUUACGACAACCUUCCGACUUGUUGCAAUCGAUAGCCCUCGAUUGUCACGAUGUCUACCGUAUGCAUAAUGUAUGUAACUGUUCGUUCGAUGAAAGAAAGAAAAAAAAGUAUACACGUAUCGUAUCCAUCCAUCUGUUAUCGUGUCUUCGUCGAAUUUUCUUCUUGCUUGGGAAGGGAGACGCGGAAAGAGACACGUGUUGCUGCGGGG